AUGGAGGGCGACGCUGCCAAGCCCAACGCUUCAUCCCCGCAGGUGACGCCCGCCGACGAGGCGGCACCUGCCGCUGCCGCUGCGGCUGCAGCAGCCGCGGCUGCGAUCGCACCGGCGCCGGCCAUGUGCCACAUCAACAUCGAGUACCGCUCGAACCUGGUCCUGACCAACCUCCAGCUGCCUGCGGCGUCGAUGGUCCUCGACCUGCACGGGACGGUCGAGCAUGUGGCGGCCCUCGGCCACCUGACGUGCUUUGUCUUUGAGCUCGACGGCGUGCCGCUCCUCCCGUACACACCGCUGAGCGAGCUGGGCGUCUCGUGCGACGCCGAUGCGCCGUCGACGGUGGUCAUUGUCGAGGACCUGUACGACCAGGUCUCGGCGCUCGCCCAUGUCAAGCGCGUCGGCUCGCCAUCGGUCCUUGCUGCGCUUGACGCCUCGUUCAACCUCUCCAAGGCGCUCGAGCCGGUGGUGACCGGGACUGAGGGCGAUGAGGAGAAGCGGCGCGCCACUAAGCUCGCCAAGCUGUUCGAGUCGGCCGCUGCUGCUGGCAUUCCCACGUCGACCAACAAGGGCAAGGGUAAGGGCAAGGGCAAGGGCAAGGGCAAGGGCAAGGGCAAGGGAAAGGGCAAGGCCUCGGAGCUUGCCAUGAAGCGUGCCAAGACCUCGACCUACAUCGCUAUGUCUGGCUACAACCCUCCGCCGCAGAGCCGCGCCAUGCAGGGCGAUCUGUUCUACCUCGAGGUGACGACGCCCGAGGCUGUCGUCCACGUCACCGCCAACCCGUUCGGUUUCUACAUUAACGGCUCCUCGCGUAUGGCCUUUGACCCCGAACCGAUCAAGGGUCCCCGCUCCGGUCAGGCCCACUCGCUCUUUGAGCUCCUCAGCUCGAUCUCGUCCUCCUUCCGUGCCCUCUACAACACCCGCAUCACCGAGGGUCAGCUCGUCCUCGAGUCCGGACUUGCCCCGUACCCCACCUUCUCGUGGACCGCCCGCCCGGCCGAGCACACUUUUGACCCGACCCGGGCCGACGAGCAGCUCAACAAGAGCGUCAACGACUUUGCCGCCGGCCAGAUCCGCGACUGGAACGAGGAGUUCCAGGUCGCCCGCUCGCCGCAGCCCGGCAUGGCUGCCGGCUCCACCGAGGCUGCCGUCAUGCAGGACGUCAUGUACUCGCGCGCCCUCGCCGACUUUGUCGAGGCCGCUACCCUCGGCGCCAAGACCAUCGUUUUCAACCUCAACUCGCUUCCGCCGCUCAACCCAACCGAGCCGCCGCACAAGCACCUUUUCCUCCUCGGCAAGAUCUUCUACCAGCUGCCGGGCCGCACCAUGGCCGCCACCCGUGACGCCAUUGUCAACGACGACGUCGAGGCCGAGCAGGCCUUCAACGACCUCGCCGCCGUCCGCCUCUACACCGCCGCCGUCCCCGACGGCCUCCACACUGUCGGCACGGUUGUCAUUCGCUUCCGCGGCCACCUCGUUGUCGCCCAGACCAUCAUUCCGGGCGUCUUUACCGGCGACUGGUCCGACAAGCUCCUCUGCGGCUCGACUGAGCCGUCGCAGCCGUUUGCCUGGCGCGACGACGAGUUUAUCGCCAAGAUGAACGACGCCGCCGAAAAGCUCCACAUUGCCGCGCGCUCUGUUGUCGACGGCGCCGGCGAGACCGUCACCACUUCGGCCUCGCUCGAGACAAAGGGCAUCAAGGGCACCGACGGCCGCUACUACAUCAUCGACCUUGGCGGCGCCCUGCCACGCGACACAAACUGGCUCGACAACACGGCCAACUCCAACAUCGUCCACACACCCAAGGCCCUCCACAUGUUCCUCGCCUCGCGCACCCUCCAGCACCGAAUCGAGUACACCCGCAAGCACGUUGCCGCCCGCUCGGCCGCUGCCGGCGACGCUGACGCGCCUGCCGACGCCGACCCCAAUGCGCCUGCGGCCGACAACGCCGAAGUCGCCCCUGCUGCCGGCGACGCUGUUGCUGAAGCCAAGGCUGCCGCCGAGGCCAAGGCCGCCGCCGACGCGCCCGCGCCCGAGGCCGGCGAGCCCACUGGCGAGCCUUCCGCCGAGCUGCCCGAGUUUGAGCCGCUCGAGCCAAUGCUGUUCAACGUCAACCUCUUCCGCUCGGUCUCGUUCCCCGACGCCGACGCCGAGCUUAUCGAGGCCGACAAGGCCAACCUGGAGGCUCUCGGCGCCUUUGUCAACGAUCAGGUCGUUCCGACCGUUGUUAAGAAGCUGCUCUCGGUCGAGCGUCCGUCGAACGCGGUCGCCCUCGCCGACAUGAUGGCCGACUACGGCUUGCAGCCGCGAUACCUCGGCCGCGUCCGUGCCCGCAUCCCGACCCAGGCCGCAGUCGCCGUCAAGCUCGUCACCACCGAGAUGGUCGUCACCGUCGCUGCCGACGUCUACAACGUCCUCGUCCGCGACGUCCCCGCUCACGUUCUCGGCGCCUCUACCGCCCACUUCCUCAACUGCCUCUUCUCGACCUCGUCGCUCUCCGCUGACGAUGCUCCGGUCAUGGUCCGCAAGGCCCGCGCCGCCACCCGCGCCGCCGCCGCCCGCCGCCUCGCGCUCGCUCACGGCAAGACCGUCUCCCUGGACGACGUCGUCUUUAUGGGUGAGCUCACGCGCACCUCGCUCUGGGAGCUCCUCAACGCCCGCGGCGUCGCCCACUUUGGCGUCGAGCUGUUCCCGGCGCCUGCCGAGGGCGACGACUCGCCGGCGUACAUCCUCUCUAACGACACUUGGUCCGGCGAGAAUGCCUUUGACUCGCUCCGUUCGUUCUGCGAGAAGACCGGCCUGCAGCUCAACGCCGCUGCCCCGCUCGCUAUCAAGGAGCGCGUGCCGUUCACCCCCGCCCACAUCCUCGACCUCCAGCCGCGCGUCUACUUUAACCGUGACACCGCCACAACCAACGACACCCUCGACCGUGCCACCAAGGCGCUCCAGCAUGGCAAGCCCGAGCUCGCCGUCCGCUACCUUCGCCUCGUCCAGGACGUCUGCCUCCGCCGCACCGGCUCGCUGCUGAGUGAGGACAUGGCGCGCUGCUUCACCCUCCUGGCCAUGAUCGAGCUCCAGGCCGGUGAGGCCGUCUCGGCUGUUCACCUUGCCCGCAAGUCGGUUGUCAUCGCCGAGCGGGUCACCGGCGUCGCCUCGGAUGUCACCGCCCGCGCCUACCACAUCCUCGGCUCGGUCGCCCACGCCCUCAAGAAGCCGCUCGAGGCCUUCAAGUACCUGCUGCGCGCCCGCAACAUCCUGGAAGUCGUCACUUCGAUCCCCUCGGUCAAUCUCGCCGACAUCGACCAGGCCCUCGCGUCGGCCCUCCUCGACCUCCAGCUCCCGCAGGUCGCACGCAUCUACGCCACCAAUGCCCUCUUCAUCUACGAGUCCAUCUUUGGCGGCGGCGCACGCGUCCUCGCUGACCCCAUCCGCAUCCUCGCCCAGGCCUACCAGGGCUGCGGCCAGUUCGACCAGGCCGCCAAGCUCGAGCGCGCCCGCCACGACAUCAUCCGCAGCAUGUUCCCGCAGGAGCACCAGGUUGUCAUCGAGUCGCGUAACUUUAUCGCCACCUGCCUCCGCCACCACAUCGACCGCGCCCAGAAGCAGGAUUCGGAGCGCCGCGCCAUCGAGGCCUCCAUCGCCAAGAUCGACGCCGGCGAGGUCGACUCGCUCACCGACGCCGAGUCCAUCGAGUUCCUCACCCGCGCCGCCGCCGCCGGCGUCAACCUCUCCUCGCUCCCGCUCAACGCCAAGGUUGACUACGUCACCGGCAACAGCCAGAAUCAGGGCAAGGGCAAGGGUAAGGGCAAGGGCAAGAAGGCCAAGUCCAACCGCAAGUAAAUCGCUUGACAUUC
Thecamonas trahens ATCC 50062 is the source of this 3854-nucleotide messenger RNA. RefSeq lists its product as uncharacterized. NCBI's taxonomy places the organism in Eukaryota, Apusomonadida, Apusomonadidae. Bases 1 to 3840 code for a protein of 1279 amino acids. Gene Ontology annotation, cellular component: cytoplasm. The record is from RefSeq and is a predicted model, not a curated record. Gene Ontology annotation, biological process: organelle organization. Gene Ontology annotation, molecular function: protein binding. The transcript is spliced from 2 exons.